UCUUCAAUCAUGGGUGCAUCAAAAUUGUUUACGUUGUACUUGUACGUUCUCUCGAAAAAAAGUUGCAAGAGAGUAAUAAAACCAAUCAAUGCGAAUUCUUUUCUUAAGAGACAAAAUGUUGUCGUGAAAGAGGCGUUGCAUUUUGAGCAACCAGAAUGGAAAGCCGUGGAUGGUCAUGUAUGCCAGUCAUGCUUCACCUCCCUCGGAAGAAUGUGUAGGGACACUGUUGGAAUGAAGUUAACACCUCGGUCCGAUUCCAAGAAGCGGGAUGUUCGUGCACUCACACCAAGUAAAACGACUCAAAAAGUUGGGAUAUUGAAGCCGGUGAGAAGCUGUACGAUUGUGGUGCCUUCAGAAUCUUCAGAGUUGAGUAGAAGCCAUGAAUCGGGUCCAGAGGAGAAGCCGAGACCAAUCUCGAAUGAUUCUUCUAGUGAGAUAGCUAAAGAUGAAGGCUUUCACUUCAGUUCAAGCCCGACCAUGGAAGAUAUAAGGAAAAUCAUGGCAAGUUUUGUAGAAGAAAGGAAUUGGGACCAGUUCCACUCCCCUAAAAACCUGCUGCUUGCACUUGUGGGAGAAGUGGGCGAGUUAGCCGAGCUAUUCCAGUGGAGAGAAGUGAAGGAGGGUAUUCCAGAUUGGACGGAUGCAGAGCGUCGGCAUCUCGGCGAGGAACUCAGCGACGUUUUAGUCUACCUCGUACGACUCGCAGACAAGGUGCGCGUGGAUCUACCGGCAGCGGCCCUCUCCAAGAUAGCAUUGAAUGCGGAGAAGUACCCAGUGAGCAAGUGCUACGGAAAGAGUAACAAGUACACAGAAUACCAAUAGCUCAGGAAGCAGGAAUCACAUUCCCUGCUCGGCGGUUGGUCGUGCAAAGUCCCGCAGAGUUUCGACGCGACGACGGCAGUUUUCUGUUUGCCGUAUUACUUGGGAGUGUGGAACGGCUUGGCUUGUGUUUUUAACUACGAAGAAGUGACAAUGUGGAAAGCUUGCAGGUCGUUGACUUUCGCUCCUCCUACUUUCUCUGCAAGUCCUAGUCCUGGAUUGAAAUUACAUUCUCUCGCAACACAAUCAACCUCACUAAGAGAAGUGCAGGCGAAUCGUGCACCCUGCCAUUAUUGCGAAGCAAAAUGUGGCAGCUAUAGUUUUCACCAUGGCUAUCUUUAUAAUAACUAACAGUAGUUGUUACAUGUCCAUUAGUAUAAACAUUUAAAAUGGAUGCUAUGAUUUAUUUUAACUACUGAAAUGCAUAUUUUGUAUGUGCAUAUAUAAAUAAGAUGGGUAGUUGUAAGGACGGUGUUGUUUUCAGCAAUUGUAUGGAAGGCACCUCUAUCACCCCAACCAGUACAGAUUACUUUUCUCAGAAUUGUGCAAAUCCACAUUAUUUUAACUGAAAACGAUCUUUUAUUUUGUAUGUUGAUACACUUCCUUUUCGAAUCAACGUGCAAAUUCUUAAUUUUAUAUGUCGAGUUUAAACAGAUUUAACAUGUAAAAUAAAUGGCUGCUGGCAAUAGAAAAAUA
This is a messenger RNA of Priapulus caudatus, 1515 nucleotides long. RefSeq lists its product as uncharacterized. Gene Ontology annotation, biological process: nucleoside triphosphate catabolic process. The coding region runs from base 10 to 822 and encodes 270 amino acids. Gene Ontology annotation, molecular function: nucleoside triphosphate diphosphatase activity. NCBI's taxonomy places the organism in Eukaryota, Metazoa, Priapulida, Priapulimorpha, Priapulimorphida, Priapulidae. The transcript has 5 exons. The record is from RefSeq and is a predicted model, not a curated record.